GCGGACAGAACUUUAUUCCCUAACACAGUGGCAAAAUGUCGACUGUCGAAGCAGCUCCGAGACCUUUGCGGGUAUCUCCUCUUAUAAAAUUUGCACGAUGGAGUCUUCUGUUAACUGGAAUCUUAUAUGGAGCCUUUCAUCAACACAGAUUCAAGAGAAUAGAAGACGCACGUCGUGAGAAAGAAUUACAAGAAAAACCUAUGAGGGACGCAAAACUUGCAGAAGAGAAGAAAAGAAUAUUUGAAGCUGAGAUGCGAAUGCUAGAGGAACUGUCCAAGUGAAAAUAAAACACUACAUUACUGCAUUGUUAGUAUAGAUGAUUAUUAUUAAUAAAUUUAUCCAAUAAAAACUUCUUUAUGUAAAUUUAUGUUCAGAAUCCACAGUAGAUAUUAAGUG
Messenger RNA from Dufourea novaeangliae, 396 nucleotides. RefSeq names its product ATP synthase subunit e, mitochondrial (gene ATPsynE). Gene Ontology annotation, biological process: proton motive force-driven ATP synthesis. Gene Ontology annotation, molecular function: proton transmembrane transporter activity. The record is from RefSeq and is a predicted model, not a curated record. The transcript has 3 exons. Bases 36 to 281 code for a protein of 81 amino acids. Lineage: Eukaryota; Metazoa; Arthropoda; Insecta; Hymenoptera; Halictidae.